Molecule: messenger RNA, 1908 nt
Organism: Clupea harengus (Atlantic herring)
Lineage: Eukaryota; Metazoa; Chordata; Actinopteri; Clupeiformes; Clupeidae
Product: adhesion G-protein coupled receptor F1-like
Exons: 4
Coding region: 1-1824 (607 amino acids)
Biological process (GO): cell surface receptor signaling pathway; adenylate cyclase-activating G protein-coupled receptor signaling pathway
Cellular component (GO): membrane
Molecular function (GO): G protein-coupled receptor activity
Source: RefSeq, a predicted model, not a curated record
AUGAGUACGGUUGGAAAAGAAGAAGAUAUUGUAACAGUUGCCUGUGAUGAAGGGAAUGUUGGUCAACAACAGUAUAAGUGCACAAACAGUAAAUGGGUUCCUCUGCAGGACAACUGUGUCUUAGAAGUCAUCAAAAACCUGGAAGAUCAAUCACAGGGCAUAACUGGAGGGGAUGUUCCUGAAUUUGUUGAGCUGCUCAGUAAUGCCACACAGCAGAAUGGUGCUCUAGUUGUUUCUUCACAAGCAACUGUCACAUCUAUUGUGACCAUACUUGACAAUAUUGCAACAGCCUCCAGUACAAUCGAAGUGGACCAGGAGGUGAUGGAGAAUUUCCUUCAAACUGUGGAUGUCCUUGUGUCCCCGGGUGCCAAUGCUGUCUGGAAUAACUUAAAUGGUGAUACCAAUGAAACUCGUAAAAGUGCCAGCUCCAACUUGUUGCUUGCCGUGGAAAAAAUGGCAGGUGCACUCGCAGAUGAAGACACAUAUCAGAUUGUGACAGAAACCCUUUCUUUGAACAAAUCUGUAGUGACUGAAGCCAAUAAUUUGCUCAUGAUAAACUCAUCUGAAAUUGAAAUCCCUGCAACAGAGCUAUCUGGGGGGAACACCUCAGUCACAGUCGUUGUAUUUUUUUCACUUAAUAAUGUUAUCCCAGUCAGAACUUUACAUGACUCCAUAGACAAUACCCUAAAUGGCAACGUUAUUUUGGUCAAUACAAGUCAACGCCUUGACAACAUCUCUCUGACCUUUGAGAAAAACAAUACUGAAUUGGCAAACCCCCUUUGUGUCUUUUGGAACUUUGAUCUUUUCAACAAAACUGGUGGAUGGGAUUCAUUCGGGUGUGAGCCGAAGUUCGAUGGAAAUUUCACAGUCACAUGCGAGUGCAAUCACACAACUUCCUUUUCCAUUCUCAUGUCACCGUAUAUUCCAGAGAAAAUCAAAGAGGCCCUGGCAUACAUAACAUAUAUUGGAGUUGGAAUAUCAAUGGGCAGCUUGGUCAUCUGCCUAAUAAUUGAGAUCAUUGUUUGGCGUGCCAUGACAACGAAUGACACAGCCUACAUGCGACACGUCUGCAUUGUUAACAUUGCUGUGUCCCUCUUGAUUGCUGACAUCUGGUUCAUCGUAGGAGCAGCUGUAUCGAAUGAAAAUGGAGCAGCCGUGGGGCCCUGCUCUGCAGCUACGUUUUUUGCCCACUUCUUUUAUCUGGCAAUGUUCUUCUGGAUGCUGAUAUCUGCCCUACUGCUCUUGUACCGCAUUGUGUGGGUCUUCGGAAACAUAUCCAGGUUGGCCAUGAUGCUAAUUGGCUUCUUUAUUGGGUACGGUUGCCCUCUCAUUAUAGCAGUGGUAACUGUGGCAUCGACAGCUGGACGCGAUGGCUAUAUCAACUCAAAUAAUACGUGCUGGCUUAACUGGACUGAGACAAAGGCUCUGUUGGCCUUUGUGAUCCCUGUCUUGGUCAUUGUGGCCAUCAACUUUUGUGUCAUGAUCGUGGUCUUGGUCAAAAUGCUCAGAAGAGGAGUGGGAGACACUGUACAAAAUGAUGAAAAACACAACCUAAAGGUCAUUGCAAAAUGUGUGGCCGUAUUAACUCCACUGUUUGGCCUUACCUGGGGAUUUGGCAUUGGCAUCUUGAUUGCUCCGGAUAGUGUUGGACUCCAUGUUGUUUUUGCAGUCCUAAAUUCUUUGCAGGUAUGUAUUUGGAUUAGCAUAAAUUAUACUGAAUGCCUUUUUAAUAUGGUUCUGUACGUUGUAUUUGUUGCUUUCUCUCAUGCAUAUUUCUCUUUAAAAGGGUUUCUUCAUUUUGGUGUUUGGGACCCUCUUGGAUAGUAAGGUAUGUAUUGUCACUAAAGUCAGUCAAAUCUUCCUCUUGCAAUAGAACAGUUCUGUAUGUGUCUUUGUUUGUUUGCUUGU